AUGACCAUGUUUCACAAGGAGGUGGAAAUCGAGGACAUCCAGUACAAUGAGGAUUCAGAGAUGUGCUUCUACUGCUGCCCUUGUGGGGACAACUUCUCCAUCACCAAGGAAGAUUUAGAGAAUGGGGAAGAUGUGGCAAUAUGUCCUAGCUGCUUUCUCAUUAUGAAAGUGAUUUAUGACAAAGAUCAGUUUAUGUGUGGAGAAUCAGUCCCAGCCCCUUCAGUCAGCAAAGAAUAG
This is a messenger RNA of Tupaia belangeri chinensis (Chinese tree shrew), 237 nucleotides long. RefSeq names its product DPH3 homolog. NCBI's taxonomy places the organism in Eukaryota, Metazoa, Chordata, Mammalia, Scandentia, Tupaiidae. Gene Ontology annotation, molecular function: metal ion binding. Gene Ontology annotation, biological process: protein histidyl modification to diphthamide. The record is from RefSeq and is a predicted model, not a curated record. The transcript has a single exon. The coding region runs from base 1 to 237 and encodes 78 amino acids.